This is a messenger RNA of Pecten maximus, 18122 nucleotides long. Its product is annotated as usherin-like. The transcript has 66 exons. Gene Ontology annotation, molecular function: protein binding. Bases 1 to 16104 code for a protein of 5367 amino acids. NCBI's taxonomy places the organism in Eukaryota, Metazoa, Mollusca, Bivalvia, Pectinida, Pectinidae. The record is from RefSeq and is a predicted model, not a curated record.
AUGGCUGACAUACUUACAUUUGCUACUGCAAUGGUAAUUCUACGACCAUUUCCACCACUUUUCAACGCAGCACGUAACCGUCCAGUCACUAGUAGUCCGUCGGAUAGUACCUGCGGAAUUCCGUCCAGAAAUGCCUAUUGUAGAAGUUCGGUGUUUCCAUUCUCUGUGGAGCAGUGUUUACAAGAUUUCUGUGUGCAAACAUGUCCCAAUAGGACAGCCCUACCCACCUCUCUCGAUCUUCUCAUCGUCACCAGUCCCGGACAGGGGACCUGCAUCGCCGUGGAUACAGUGAACACCAAACCAGGCAGUGUACAUGGAGACAAGUCCACCUUUUUUGUGAUGGAAGGGAGAGACUGUUACCUCACCCCAGUAGAAACCCCUGUUGUGGGGCCGGAGGGAUCUGUCACCAUAGCAGUCUGGGUCUGGCAGCAAGAAGACAAUUUGGGGACCCUUUUACAGAAGAUGUCCUCCAGUACACAGGAAAUCAUCCUCGAGCUUCAGAUAUCGAAGCUUGGCAUAGACUUCACCUUCAGAAGUACGGCAGGUGUCUCCACAGUGUCAUUACAGGAAAGCUUACCUCAGAGGAAAUGGAUACAUGUAGCUAUACAGGUGUAUUUAACAACACUGAGUUUUUACCUGGACGGAACAGGACCAGGCUAUACCACAGCAAGGACUGUGGACCUGGGUAAUGCCAUAUUGGACGGUCAAGGUGAGGCCAGAAUCGGCCAGACUCUCUCAGGGACAAACCAGUUUUUGGGAAGAAUACAGGACUUCGUUUUCUUUGAUGUUGCACUAACAAACAGGGAGAUUGUACAACUUUACACGGGAACAUUGCCCGAGACUCGAGCUCAAAACGAAUGUCUCUGUCCGCCAUCUCAUCCCCGCAUCAAACCUAACCAGGAACACUACUGUAUCCCCAACGGAGUUCCUGAUAACCAGGGCGACAGCAUACUCCGUCUAAACAACCAGUCCCACAACCUCCAGUAUAUCAACGACGGGGACAGCCGCUCAAUCUGGAUCUCCAAGUUUCAGGACAGGGUGAACAUUACUGUAGACCUUGGAGAUAAGUUUCAGGUCUUCUACGUUGAGCUGCUUUUCUACAGCCCUAUGCCGAAGGCUGUGUCGAUAGAACGGCAGAAAGAUCUGACAUCUUCCUGGGAGAUGUGGCAGAUGUAUGCUGAGGAUUGUUUUCAUUACUUCAAACAACCUGACAAUGGCCCUUUAACUUCAUCAACAUCCGUCAACUGUAUCAAGUUCGGCUCGAGAGUAGAGGAUGUACCGUACUCUAAGGGAAACAUCACGAUGAGUCUGCUGGCUUCGGAGCCAGUGGCACGGCCUGGCUACACUGAUUUCUACAACACACCAGAACUACAGGACUUUGUGGAGGCAACACGCGUACAUCUUCAAUUCAGGGAUCAUUACUAUGUCGAUACGCUGAGACACGAGUAUUACGGAGUGUACGACCUCAGCGUCACAGCAAGAUGUGAAUGUAGCGGGCAUGCAUUUGACUGUGACACCUCUGUCCUUCCAUACAAAUGUAACUGUACAGCAGACAGCCAUACAAUUGGAGAUAAGUGUGACCAGUGUGACCCCCUGUACAACAGUAAACCAUUUAGGAAGGGGGACCAGAUCAAUGCCUAUAACUGUAAGGCCUGUCAAUGUUACGGCCAUGCUGACAGCUGUGUAUAUGACAAGAGCCUUGACCUUUUCCCAGCUGACCAUGACCUUGGUGGGGGUGGACUGUGUGUCAACUGUCAGCACAAUACAGCAGGACGAUUCUGUGAUACCUGUCUGACUCUCUACUACAGACCUGUGGGCAAGAGCAUGUUUGAUGUGGAUGUCUGCACUCUCUGUCUCUGUGACAUAACUGGCAUCCUAGGCUCUAACACAGACUGUGAGAAGGUAGGCUGUACCUUCCUUCUUAUCACUAUAACAGAGGGAGGUCAGUGCAAUUGUAAACCCAAUGUUGGUGGGCGUCGCUGUGAUGUAUGUAAGGCGGGAUUUUACAGCCUCAAUAUCUCCAACCCAAACGGCUGUAAAUCCUGUGGCUGUGAUGUUCAGGGAACAGUCGCAGCAAACCAGUCCUGUGAUGCCAUCACCGGUGACUGCUUCUGUAAACCAAACGUCAGGAAUUACUUGUUGUAUACAGAUGCGAAGUGUGAUGCCUGCCAGUAUGGGUUCUACAACCUCAGUUACAACAAUCCUCUGGGCUGUACAUCUUGUCAGUGUAACCCACAAGGCUCCACCUCGAGGUUUUGUAAUCCUCAGUCGGGGAUGUGCAGCUGUAAGGAUAACAUAGUGGGACGCCAGUGUGAUCAGUGUGCCCCAGGCUUCCAUGACUUUGCCCAGGGUUGCCUCCCCUGUCAAUGUAAUCCUCAGGGUACUGUAGAGGACACAUUUUGCGACAUCAUGACCGGCCAGUGUGUUUGUAAGGUGAACACCCAGGGACAGCGCUGUAGCGAAUGUCGGGAUGGAAGUUUUGGAUUUGGAGUAUCGUCGGUGAAAGGCUGCUAUGACUGUACCUGUAACUUGGCGGGCACACUUAACAGCUCGUUAACCUGUGAUAAGACUACAGGUAGCUGUAUGUGUAAGAACAAUGUGGAAGGUGUGAACUGUAAUGUAUGUAAGGGGAACACGUUCGGACUGAACAUCACCAACCCUGAUGGUUGUCAGCCGUGUGAUUGUGACCCGUCCGGGACCCAGGGAGGAGAUACUGGGGUCAGUACUGACCUCUCCUGUAACCAGAACACUGGUCAGUGUACAUGUCUUGCUAAUAGGAUCGGACGUCGCUGUGAUGACUGUGAUAAGGGGUAUUACUACAACCCUAACCCAGGAGUUGUUUUCUCUGUCCUUACAGGGUAUUACUACAACCCUAGCCCCGGAGUGGGGUGUAACAGCUGUGGAUGUAAGGCAUCGGCCACCAUCCCACAGACCUUCUGCGAUUCACGAACUGGGCAGUGCCAGUGUAAAGGCGAUAACUCUGGUGUUGUUGGAAGAACCUGCUCCGAAUGUAUGGAAGGAUAUUUCAAGUUUGACAGUUUCUCUGGAACGUGUUCCUUUUGUGAUUGCUCACCUGCUGGGACGGUGAAUAGGAAUCAGACGUGUGACCCAGUGUCCGGUAACUGUGAGUGUAAAAUCUUUGUCACAGAGAGGAGAUGUGACACAUGUACACCUGAUGCUAGUUUCCUGGACGAGGCUAAUCCCUAUGGCUGUAGUAAAGAGCCGACCCAGCAGCCACCACCGUCGCAUGAUCAGAUCAACUCCACCACCCUGAGGCUGAUGUGGCAACAACCAGAUUAUCCUAACGGCAUCAUUAUACAGUACAAGCUCUACAGAAAUGGCACACUGGUGUUUACUGGGAAUGUUACUGAAUACCUUGAUGUAAACUUGGCGGCCUAUGUACGUUAUGCCUAUGUGGUGGAAGCGACAAAUGUUUUUGGAAGUGUCCUCAGCUCACCUGUAACUUUCCGAACUCUACCAGGCAGUCCAACAGGUAUGGUCAUUGUCUACAUCACCAAUGUCCACUCCAGAAGUGCCUCCUUCUCCUGGAACCAACCAGUGAACAUGAAUGGUCCUCUGGUUAAUUACAGUGUGACCGCAGCAAGUCCUAGUCGGCCUGUUCGAAGUGUCCACUGGACAGGGCUCAGUCGCCAGGCCAACGUCACUGAUUUUGUGCCAUUUACAAACUACACAAUCAUUGUGGAGACCUGUACACCAGGGGGCUGUCUAGACAGCUGGCCUGCAUUGUUUGUCACCAAGUCGGACAUGCCGUCCGGGAUGAAGGACCCUAUCAUUACAACUCUCAGUGAAACUGAACUACUCAUCAGCUGGGAACCACCCACAGAGGCUAAUGGGGCUAAUGGUAAGGCUUCAAAUCAUCUACCCACAGAGGCUAAUGGUAAGGCUUCAAAUCAUCUACCCACAGAGGCUAAUGGUAAGGCUUCAAAUCAUCUACCCACAGAGGCUAAUGGUAAGGCUUCAAAUCAUCUACCCACAGAGGCUAAUGGUAAGGCUUCAAAUUAUCUACCCACAGAGGCUAAUGGUGUGAUAAUAUUCUACGAGUUAUGGAUCCGUGGCCAUGCCAUUAAUGGGACACGUGACCCUCAAGAGACCAGGAUCUUCCACCCGAGUGGACAGUACAACCCGCGCCCUACCCUCUCCCCACAGGAAAAUAUCCUUCCUCCUCCAGAUACAUCAUUUCAGGUCACCGGCCUCAACCCAUUUUCCCUAUAUGAAUUUCAGGUGCUGGCUGAGAACAGUGUUGGUAAGACUGCGAGUGCCUGGGUACUGACCAGGACCGGAGAGGCUCCGCCUCUGUUUACCCCCGCCCCUACUGUCACCCCUAUCAGUAGUACAGAGUUACAGGUGAAAUGGACAGGCCCUACUAUGGAGGAAUCACGUGGCACCAUACGGUCAUACCUUCUAUACUACCAAAAGAAGAACGAUAUCAUCCUACUUCCAUUUGCUCCGCCAUUCACAUGGACAUUGCUUAGUAACACAAGUGGAGAUACAAUGUCACAUGUUGUGGACCAGCUUAAAGCUUACACCAACUACACAUUCAUGGUCGGGGCAUGUAACAGCAUGGGCUGUAUCAACAGUACCGAGGGAUAUGGCUUCACGCUCCAAGAUGCUCCUAGAGGGAUGGGUAAGCCUGCUGUAGCGAGCCUCAACUCUACAGUCAUACAUGUGGCGUGGGCACCACCCCUCUACCCUAACGGACCAGAGUCACAGUACUCGGUACAGAAGACAACACCUGCCCUCAGCUUCCCCCCACAGGUAGUGGCAGGUACCAGAUUUCCCGGGGGAGGGUACUAUAAGUUUCCAGCCGAUACCAUCCCCUCCAAUGUGGGUUUCACAGGUAUCCAGCUUUGGUUUCGCACUAGACAGCGAGAUGGUCUGCUACUCUAUGCAGCUUCAGCCGGCAAACAGGAGGAAUUUUUGGCUUUACAGUUCCGAGCGGGGAGGCCAUGGUUCUUGUUUGAUCCCCAAGGUUGUGUAUCAUACGUGGAAAUAGAUCCACAAUCCGAUAGUGACCGUACCUAUAAUGACAACACCUGGCACUUCCUGGAAGCUGUACGAGACGAUGAAUAUGCUGAUAUCACCAUUGAUAAUGAAUUCAAAGAUGCUCUUGAGGAAUUUUGGGUGCUAGAUCCCAGGCUUGAUAAGCUAGUGUAUGUCCAAAACUACUCAAAUUACCUAGCUGUUGCAUGGUGUGCGUCGUUUGUAACGCCCACAAAUGACGAAGGACUGCCCUACAACGACUUCACAUGGCGCCACAUAGUAGCCAAGCGUAUAGACAGGAUGGCCAAUAUAUCCAUAGACGUGUACUGGUCAGGGCGGAGAGAGAACCUGUGUGCUAGUGGAACCAUCAUAGGCCCGAGCUCCGGUCUGUACGUGGGCGGUCUCCCAAAUGACUAUGUGAUACGAAGACAAGAUGAUGACACUCGUGUGCAGAUAAUCCGCCAGGGAUUCCAGGGAUGUAUCCGAGACAUCCAGAUCUUACACCAAGUGUAUCCUGUCGAGGUAUGGAAACCACUGGACUGGAACACUGCUGAGACAAACGACCUUGCCUACUUUAACUGGCAGGGCUGUCCAGUCAACCUUGACCGAGGGUACCACUUUCAGGGUCAGGGAUUCCUGACUCUACCCAACGAUUACUGGACACUAGGUGACCGGCAGGAGCUCCGAUUCGCCUUCCGAACAGAUAUGCACACAGGGCUUCUGUUCUUUGCUCACGGAGGGCCUGGGGUGUAUGCGUUUGUUGCACUCAUUGACGGUUCUCUGUACUUUGAAUUCUCCAAUAAUGUAGCAACAGGCAGUGUGACUCUGAGACCAACUGGUACCAGUUUCUGCGAUGGAAAAUGGUAUGACACUUUGGCAUACAAGAACCACCAGGAAGCCACAAUUACUGUGUCAAAUGGUGGAGGAACGGCAACUCAAGGGGAUCCCAGCUUCAAGCUCAAAGUCCAACCCAUAUCUGACCUGCAUGUCGGUGGAGUACCUGUCGAUUCUGAAGCGUACAAUUUUAUUAUACGACACAAGCUUUCGGCGCCAUUAGAGGAGUUCGGUGGGUGUCUGGCUGACUUAAGGAUUGGAGAGUUUAGUCCAUACUACCUCGUUUACAUGAACGCCAUCACUCUGGUGAAAAUUGUGGAAAAUGUCAACCUAGAUGGCUGUACGCCCUACCAUCUCCCUGCCAUCACUUGUCGUGAAGACGUCGUUGAGUUUAUCUAUAAUGGCACCGAGACCACUCACCUUGAUGCUGACCUUCACCCUUACUCAGACUACCUGUACAGAGUGGUGGCCAGUAAUGAUGCAGGCUGGGUGUCAAGUUCCUGGGGUUACGGCCAGACCAAAGAAGGAGCCCCAAUCGGAGUUAAGCCCCCUUAUGAUGUAACAGUACUGUCUGGAUACGUAAUUACUGCUCGCUGGCGGAGCCCUCUCAUUACCGCUGGUCUCCUCACCAAGUAUAUCCUGCUGGCAUAUGACAGAACCAACCCUACAGUACCCCCAGUAGAGGAAGAGUUUACCAUUGACAGGAUGUACGGUGAGAUAACGACAGCUAUCCCUAGCACUAACUACUCGGUGAGGGUGGCUGCCUGUACUGGAGGUGGCUGUAGUGAGAGUACCACCGGUGUCAAUGUUACCACCAAAGAGGAAGCUCCAGAGGAGGUUCCAAUACCCACUGCUGUUGCUGCAACAACCUUCCUCACCAUCUACUGGGACAUUCCGGGACGUCCCAAUGGCGUCAUCACGGGCUACUUCUUGUACCAAGACGGACGCCAGAUCUACAGUGGUGGUCAACGAAUGUUCAACAUCACAAAUCUACAGGUGUACACCUCCUACCGAUUCUAUGUUCGAGCCUGUACACAAGUAGGAUGUACAGAUGGACUGGCCACGCCCCUCAGUACAGCACAGCUCCCCCCUCAGUUUGUAAAGACCCCUGUCCUGGUGGCUUUAGGUACAACUCGUGUGGAUGUGCGUUGGGAGAAGCCGGAGCAGAUGAAUGGUGUCUUACAGCGUUACUUGUUGUACCUCUCCACAGAGGUCAGCUUUAUUGGCGAGGUCGUCUACAACACCUCCGACUUCUUCACCAACUACAUCGUCCCAGAUUUGACUGCUGGUACCACAUACUUCAUCACCCUCUCUGCAUGUACUAUGGGAGGAUGUACCCUGAGUCAGGCGAGCGAAGUCCUGACCGAGGAAAGUGCCCCUGAGGGGGUCCCUGACCCAGUCAUAACCUCCCCCUCCCCAAAGGAAAUAGUUGUCACAUGGGAUGUUCCCUCACUUCCAAAUGGUCACAUAAUACGGUAUGAGUUAUACCAUAAUGAAGUGCUGGUCUACCAAGGGAUGACAAUGACUUACCAGGUGACAAACCUUCUGCCUUAUAGUCUCCACACAUUCAGGGUUAGGGCCUGUACCAUCCAGGGCUGUGGCUCCAGCCUCAUGGUGGAUGGCCGUACACUGGAGGCCGCCCCACAGGGCUUCAUUGUGAUGUCGAUGGAGGUGAAUGGUCCACGUACAGUCAGGGUUAACUGGAAUCCUCCAAGUGAGGAAAACGGAAUUGUCUAUUACAGUGUCAUCUUUGACGGGUCUUUCUAUGCUGCUCCAGAGACAUGGGACUACACAGUGAUACAGGAUGCCAAGAGUCUGUUUUAUGGCACCAAUCACUCCCAGUGGAUCUCCAUCACCGGUCUCAUUCCCAUGUCAUCAUAUGAUAUUCAGGUCAAUGCUUCCAACACUGGGGGCUACAUCCUCUCCAACAUCCGCAGAGCAGACCUACCCCAGGGCUCCCCUGAUGGUGUAAAGCCGCCCCGCUUGGUAUCGGAGUCCGCAUCCUCCAUUACAGCUAUGUGGGAGCCUGUCGGACGCGAGAAUGCCCAGGAAUCGCCUCAGUUUGUCCUACAGUUCCGAGAUCUGAACAAUGACACUAUGGUGGAGGAUGUAUUUGGUCCUACCACAUCCUUCAUCUACACCACGAAGGACCUGGUGCCGUAUACAGUGUACGAGUUUCGCAUGAAGGCCUUCAAUAGUUAUGGCUACACCUUGUCAAAUUGGCUCUCUUAUCGUACACAACAGGACAAACCUGGCGACUUUGACCCACCAUUAAUCGCAGCUGUAGGGGCUCGAUAUAUUGAUAUGACAUGGCAACAUCCUCUGGAGGCUAAUGGCAUCAUCAAAGAAUACAAGAUUUACCAAAACAGUGUGUUCAGACUCUCAGUGUUAGGAAAUGACACUAGUUACCGUGCCAUUGACCUAGAACCCUUCAUCCUGUACAACUUUGCUCUGGAGGCAUGUACUGAGGGUGGCUGUUCCCGUAGUAACGAUUCCAGCACCGUACGUACAUUGGAGGAUGUACCGGACGGUUUGGAUCCACCCACACUGAUAUCCUUGACACCAACUUCUAUAGAGAUAAAAUGGACAGCUCCUCUGUAUCCUAACGGCCUUGUGAGCGCCUACGAAUUGGACAGACAGGCCAACGGGUCAGAGAACAUCUAUUCCAUCAGGACAGUCCUGCCCACAUCAGCUAUGAUGUAUAUUGAUGAUGCUGCAGAGCUGUCGCCUUUCACCACAUAUUAUUACCGGGUGAAGGCUGUUAAUGGUGCAGGGUCUUCUGCUAGUGACUGGUCAGCAGUCACCACCAUGUCCUCAAGACCAACUGGUAUGUUACCCCCAAAUGUCCAGAUCCUGGGGCCUCGUGCAAUGCGUAUCACCUGGCAAGCCCCACAAAAGGCCAAUGGUCUCCUUGAGAUGUAUGUGGUGCGACUGCCGGACCCUCGACAAGAGAUCAGAAACACCAGUGUGAUGUCACUCAAUAUUACCGAACUUCUACCCUUCAGUACCUUCUCUGUCACUGUUACUGCAUGUACUGAUGGGGGUUGUACUGAGAGCCCUGCUGUCAGUGUGAGGACUGACCCGACUAUCCCUGAGGGUCAGGAUCCGCCCAUCCCUCACCCUGUAUCACAGAAUCUGAUAGCUAUAGCCUGGCAGGGCCCAAGUCUAUCCAACGGGCCCAACAUCAGGUUUGAACUGUCACGUAUGAAGAUUCUUCAACCUCUUAUUACCGACCCUGUGGGAUUAAAUUUGUGGAGUAGUGUGUUUGUUGGGACAGUGACCUACUUUGAGGAUAGAGGUCUGCCAUUGUUUACCACAUUCAAAUACAGAGUGACGGUGUACAAUGAUGUUGGACAGCUCACUAGUGAUGGUUCAAGGGAGGUAACUACGUAUGGUGGAUUCCCCAGGAAGGCAGCAAACGUGACUGUGGUACCAUUGGAUCAUGUGACUCUGCAGGUUGACUGGGAGACCCCUAAUGUGGUAGAUCUACAGGGGUCUGUAACAUUGUUCUCCCUGGUGGCUGUCAGUAAGAUGAGGACAAUCAAACAGGAUUAUACUCCUGACACCCAGGGAAUACAGCUCCAGAACCUCACACCCAACACUGAAUACUCCAUCACUCUCACCAUCACGAUCCAUGGUGACGCCCAGAUCACCAGUUUACCUGUGGUGGCACAGACUCUAGAUGGAGCUCCUGAGGGCCUUGCCAAACCAAUCCUGAGUGUUGUUAAUGAUACAGCCUUGAGAGUAGCCUGGACCAACCCUGUCAAACCUAAUGGAGAGAUUACUGGCUUCAACAUUAUCAUCAACAAUAACAAAAUACCGACUGGCAUGGUGACGGCAGGGUCAAAGGUCAUCACUCAGCUACUACCCUACACUAUAUACACUGUCAAGGUGGAGGUGUGUACAGUAUUUGAUUGUACAACCAGUGAAUCUCAACUGAUCACAACGGCCGAGACUCUUCCUCAGGAGUUCAUCCCUCCUACCGUCACAGCCCUCAGCUCUGUCUCGGUCCAGGUAGAUUGGACACCUCCUCAGCGCACAAAUGGAAUCAUUUUAAGAUAUGACCUAUUCCGCAGCACUAUCAAGCAGUGUUCAGAAAUUCCCCCAGCCACCAUGAGUCCUGAGAUCACUAAAUGUACCUACAUAAUGUGUGGUAUCUUGGAGAACUUGUGUGGGGAUGUGUGUUACUCCGGCCCCAGAGUCUGCUGUGAUGGCGUCCUACAUGACAGUCAGCUAGGCUUUGACUGCUGUGGCCAGGACUACACUGCUAAACAGAAUCCUGGUGAUGUCUGCUGUGGUGGACAGUUUCACAGAAAGAUCAAUGAUUACAAGUGCUGUAAAGACAGAUAUGUGAGGGUUCAGACGGGGGAGGUUUGCUGUGAGGACAGGUAUGAGGACCGCAUCACAGUAGGGAUCGGAGACAAGUGCUGUGGGUCUAUACCGUACUCCUACAUGGGGGCCCAGGUGUGCUGUGGAGACCAGCUGUAUGAUGGCUACAACCAGCAGUGUUGUGGUGGGGCGGUGAUCCCCAGACACAUGGCCUGUUGUGGAGAUGCAUUAGAGGGAAGUGCCUAUACGGCUCGUCCUGGCAUGGAGUGCUGUGGGAUUAACUACGUCAUAAGUAACCAGACUCUGUGCUGUACCAGUGACAUAGGACAUUCUAGGGUUCAUGUGUACAAAGACGAGGAUAUGAAGCUAUCAGCCAAUGAAAAGUGUUGUGGCUUGGAGACAAUUUCAAACAACCUGGAAUGUUGCAAUUUUAUUGGCUACAACCCACUAACACACAUCUGUGCUGACUCAUCCAAUCAGGAGCCAGGGUGUGGGCAGGGAACCAUCUGUCCUCUGGCUGUCCAAGACUUUGCCUUCUGUGACAUCUGUAACUUUGACAAAGGCUCUAAGAUUUGUGGGUCAGUCCCAGGUUACCGUGGUAACAAUCCAUCGCCUAAUCCGACCCCUGACCCCACAGCUGACUGUAUAGCUACAGAGGAGAGAAUAUUUUCAGGAAUGGAAUUGACAUACACAGAUGAUGAGCUAACUCCCUACUCCACCUAUGGCUAUGCUUUCGCAGCAGUCAAUAGUGCUGGAGGCUCCACCAGUAGUUAUACCAAGGUCAUGACCUUACAGGCCCCUCCAGACAAGGUCAACCCUCCCAAGGUCAAUAUAGACCCCUCACAGCUUUAUGUGAUCGACCUCAACUGGAAGUUGCCACAAAAUCCAAAUGGUUUGAUAACAAGGUAUAUUCUGACUCGUGAUGGGAUAGAGCUGUACCGUGGCCUGGCCCAGCAGUAUACAGACGACACAACUGUACUUCCCUAUAGGUCCUACACUUAUAUCCUUACCGCCUGUAACACAGCAGGCUGUACAGCAAGUGACAAGGUUACUGUAGCAACAGCAGAAGGGAAGCCAGAGGAUGUUUUACCUCCUAGUGUCAAUGUACUAAGUUCGUUCUCCCUGGAGAUCACAUGGUCACCCCCAGUCAAACCAAAUGGCAUCAUAUCUCACUACACAGUCAGAUUUGAAAUGGAGGAUGGUUACACCUGGUCCAACACCACCAUGGGGGUAUCUCUGAGAGUUACAGGCCUGACAGCAUACACCCAAUAUAGUGUGAGCCUGGAGGUGUGUACCCAGGGAGGCUGUACGGUCAGUCCUACUGUCCUCUCACGCACCCUUGAGGAUCUGCCAAAGGGUGUCAUACCUCCCCGAGUAGUUGUACUCAGUUCCAUGUCAACCCUUGUCUUCUGGAACCCUCCAAGAUUUCCCAAUGGAAUAAUCAAGUUCUACUCUAUAAUGAGACGAUGGGCCACAGGGGCUAUGUACAUCUAUUUUGGUCCAGGGCUGUUUACCACAGACGACUUCCUGAUACCAGGGGAGACAUACGACUACUUUCUCAUCUGUGGGAAUAAUGCUGGCAAUACCAGCAGCCACCCGACAACACUGACCAUGCCACCCACGGCAUUGGUCAAUGUUCCUGCUGCGCGGGAGGUAACUGUGCUGAGUGCCACCAGUGUGUAUAUAGCCUGGGAUGCCAUUGUAUCUGGACAGAUUCCGAUUGACCAGUACAGGGUCCUGUUAAAUGCUGGUCAAGACUCUGAGGUGGACAAGGGAGUGGGACUUGACUUGUCUACAACAGUGACUGGGUUAAAGCCAAACUUUGAAUACCAGGUGCGUGUGACUGCGUGUCUGGAGGGGGUAUCUAAUGGCUGUGCUACUGGUCCAGCCGUCGUAGUAAACACACUGGAGGCACCCCCAGAAAACCUCGCACCGCCACGUCUAAAGGCCACCGCUCCUAAUGUUGUGGAUGUGACUUGGACCUCGCCUCAACAGCCAAAUGGUGUGAUCACGCAGUAUCUUAUAUACUACAGGGAGGCUGGCACAACAGUAGAUCUUCUCAUCAACAGGGUCAUGGGUGAUGUGAUGACAAUUAGACAUGCUGGCCAGGAUCUCCAGCCUUACACCAACUACGAGUACAAGGUGGUGGCAGGUAACUCUAAAGGAGACGUGUCAAGCACCUGGACGACAGUGCGAACAUUGGAGAGUAUACCAGCCGGAUUGAUCAAGCCUUUUAUUAACUCUACAGGGGCUUUCAGCUUCCAUAUAUCCUGGCAACCUCCAGCAAAUCCUAAUGGUGUUAUCACCAUGUACACUAUACACUAUCGCAUCCUCAGCAACGACCCCACACAGGAGACACUGCUUCAGAUGGUCCAGGUGUCAGCAAACACCCUGACAACGUCUAUCAGUGGACUCGAACCAUUCUCCAACUAUCAUGUCCAUGUGUUGGCAUACAACAAUGUAGGGAACACCUCCUCAGACAAGGUACUGGUACAGACGGCUCAGUCCUCCCCCUCUGGACUGGCAGGUUUUGUGGUGGAGAAGAUCAGUACCGGCACAUCUGUAAUACUGAAAUGGGAUAUCCCUGGAAAACCCAACGGAGUCAUAUCCAUCUAUAACAUUUAUGAGGUAGGCUCUGCCAAUGCUUUGUACAAAGGUCUGAACAGGGAAUUUGAAUUCCGUCGACUUCAGCCCUACACAGAUUACCAUGUGCAAAUGGAAGCUUGUACAGUGGCAGGAUGUACAAUGGGGCCUCCUUACACCUUCACCACAGCAGAGACUCAACCUGAUGACCAGGCCCCACCUGUCAUUGGAAAUGUCACGUCAUCAAAUGUAGUCAUAACAUGGAUGAAACCAGUCAGUCCCAAUGGUAAGAUUUCCAUGUACGAGGUCUUGCGACGAUCCCAGACUCGAGUGGUACGUCGAAGUUUGUCCGCCUCCGAGGUAGUGUAUACGACGACAAACGUUGAUCAGGACAGGUAUCAAUAUGUUGACACAGGCUUAGAGGCCUUCACAGAGUAUCAGUACAGCAUCCGCUCCAGUAAUUCUAAGGGUUUUAUACAGAGUUCCUGGACGGCCGUGUUCACUACACAAGCUGCCCCUGAGUGGCUAGCCCCACCCACAGUCUCCUUCAUUAGUGGCCAUCAGGACAGCCUCAACAUACAGUGGGUACCACCCUCCCAACCCAACGGGAUACUUCAGAGUUACCAGUUACAGAGGAACAACAGUGUGCCUCUCAGCUUCACUGUCAAUGACCCUAUGGAGUUCAUUGAUUCCAGCUUGCUGGCAUACACUUGGUACAGCUACAAAGUUACAGCGUGUACGGCGGGGGGCUGUACCACUAGUGACCCCACUCACUUCCGCACCAAGGAAACAGCACCCCUGCUAGUCUCCCCACCUACCAUCAACACAUGGAACUCCACUACCCUCAGGCUGGAGUGGCAGAGUCCACUCACCACUAAUGGGGAGAUCAGUCUGUUUAAACUUCAAAUGGAUAAUAUGAUGAUAUAUUCUGGACUAGCGACUGUUCACAUUCAGACAGGACUAACACCAUAUACAGAGUAUUCUUUUAUACUGACAGCAUGUACAAAUGGAGGAUGUACUGACAGUGGUGAGGUCAAAGGUCGACCAGAUGAUGACAUACCAAUUGGUCUAAAUGCCCCAAUACUCAAGGUCAUCAGUUCCAAAUCUAUAGAGAUCACGUGGGGAGCUCCAAAAUACCCGAAUGGCAUAAUCAGCUCGUACGAUCUGCGGAGAGAUGGGGAGUUGAUAUAUACAGAGAGUAUCAGUGUGACAGGAUCACUUAGGACUAGUUAUGUAGACUAUAACCUCGAACCUGGUACCGAGUAUUCCUACAUUGUCAUCGCACGCAACAGGAAGGGUAGUGUAGAAAGUCUCAUUUCCAGAGCCACCACAUAUUCUGCCUCACCAAGUGGUCUGAAUCCACCAGUUUUGAUGGCUCUCUCGUCAACUUCUGUCCAAGUUACAUGGCAACCACCUGUACAACCAAAUGGACCAAUCAGAAAUUACACAGUGUUUGAGAACAACAAUGUUGUGUUUUCUGCUGGCCCUGAAAUCCUCAGCUACAUUGUGCCAGGAUUAGAAUUUUGGACUGAGUAUUCCUUCCGAGUAAAGGCAUGUACUGAUAGAGGCUGUGAGCUGAGUGGCGUAACAACUGUCCGUACCCUUGAGGCUGCUCCUGAGGAGCAAAUGCCCCCUAAAUUGUUGGCCCUCGCAGACCAGGAUGGGGCCCAUGCAGGGGUACUCAUUAACUGGGAGCCACCAAUGAAGCCCAAUGGUAUUGUUGUAUCGUAUGAGGUAUACAGGCGACAGGUGAUCAGGGAGUUAACAGGUACCUCAUACGGUAAGAUAGCCAUGGUGUACAACUCCAGUCUGCUGCGUUACUCUGACCUUGACGACACACUCCUGGCCUUUACAGAAUACCAGUACAUGGUCACUGUUGUCAAUCGUGCAGGGAAAGUCAGCAGCGUAUGGUCAGUGGUCACUACAAAGGAAGGACCUCCACAAGGCCUCAGCCCACCAAUCAUCAAUUCGACCACAGCUACCAGUAUAACCAUGACGAUCAUACCUCCGACUAUGCCAAAUGGAGUGAUUCGCUACUAUGCAGUGUUAGUCAAUGGUACCAUGGGAAGCAGCAGUCAGACCUUAACACAAACAGUUGGGGAGAAUGUGGCCUUGAUGCCUUUCACCAGAUACGCCCUACAGUCCCAGGCCUGUACUGGAGGGGGCUGUGCUACCAGUGGGCCCGCCAUAGCUAAGACACGGGCUGCCAAACCAACAGGAUUAGGGGCCAUUCGAGUGGUGGAUACCAACAGCUCAACCAUCCGACUGGGAUGGUCCUACCCGACCAGUCCAAACGGUGACAUCAUCCGGUUCCUGAUCUACCAGCGGAGUGCCUGUCCUCCGACAGACCAGCCAUUUCUUCAGGCAUGUGUGGUGGGCGACCCCUCUAUAGCCUUUGACGGUUUAGCCAUAGAGAGGGCCAUAGUGAGUCUGCUGCCCUACACAGCCUACGAGUUUCAGAUACAGGCAGAGAACGAGGCUGGCUAUGUGGACUUCCCUACCUGGGUCAGAGCAGAGACAAAGCCUACAGCGCCGCAGUAUGUAAAGUUCCCACUACUGUACAUGAAUGGGACAACAGCAGUGUUUGAUUGGCUGCUUAGUUUUAACCUCCUGGGGGAGCUACGUGAGUUCAUCUUGCUGGUUGAUGGACGUGUGGUGUUUCGUGGGGUCAGCUUCAUCCAUCAACUCCCAAACACUGAGCAGGGUCGAACUAUGGAGUUUGUGAUAGCAGCCAUUACCGAGACUGGACAGGUGGAGUCACCAGCAAUUAUCUUUGACCCCAAUGCCAUUGAUAACAUUGGUACUACCCCUAAGCCUACCUCUACCCCUGUACUGCUCAUCCAGAAGAUGUUCUACCAAGAAGUCUGGUUCAUUGUACUGCUUGUUCUCAUCACUGUCCUCCUUAUCUUCAUCAUCAUCGCUCUCUGUCUCCGACACAUCCAUGGUCGCCGUCCAUACAUUCGUGAGCGAACACCACUUCGUCCACGACACAGGAAGGAGUCACAACCAUUCACAUUCAGCAGUAGUGAUGACAGUAUAUUUGAAACAGAAAUGUCUGGUAGGCCGUACCAUGCUAGUAAGCAGGGUCACAUGUUUAGUUCACGAGAGGAAGGAAUCACCAAUCCUGUGUUCAGUAACAGGCGCAUGAUGCAUCUCAACUCCAGUCCUGAAUCCUCAUCCUCAAGAUCAAAGUAUGACGAUGAUUUUGAUGAUGCAUUAGAUGAUGAUGAUAUAGAUUAUCUUUGGAAAAAGGGAAGAGAAAGCACGCUGUUUGGUGAGAGAGAUGAUGACAGUGGUGACCUACCUGCCUAUAGCAUUACAAAGGAACAGACAGUGUUUACAGAUACCCACCUCUGAUCUCCUCUCGUUAACAACCUGCCUUAAAGUGAUUUAUAUAUUAACUUUGAUAUUGUGUUUACACAGUGUGUAAUUUAUAUGUAAUUGUCUGUGGGGACGAUAUCAACAGACUGCAAUGUAGGACUCUGUAAUACUGGCAGGUAUUUAUGUCCGAUAGAUUAUUCAAAUGGAGGAAAAUGUUACUUUCUACCGUACUGUAAAUUGAGAUUGUGUCUUCGUGUAAAUGUGUGUUGUAUCUAUGAUGAGAAUUUGACACUAUACAUCAAAACUUAAAUGUAGAUACAUUUACUGGUGGUAAGUGGACCUUAUGUCUUGUUAAUAUGAAGGCUGAUUAGGGCCGAUAUAUCACGUGUCCAUCUGGAUUAUCUCAAUUAAGGACGUAGAGAUUAAGGAUUCCUAAAAUUUCACAAGGUGAUACGGUUAAGUAUUAUUUACAGGCAUGAAGUAGUGAUUAAACCAACUCCUAAGGUCAAGGUUACUUGGAUUUCUUAAAAUAGAUCUAGAACAGUGCGAUUUAGUAUAUGGAGGAUUAUAGUCAAGCUCUCGACAAGAAGCUACCUUUCUGUGAGUGAUUAACACCUAAGAAUCUGACCUAUCACAUGUCUGAUCACACUGACAAGAUAUAAAUCUGACCUAUCACACGUCUGAUUACACUGACAAGAUAUAAAUCUGACCUAUCACACGUCUGAUUACACUGACAAGAUAUAAAUCUGACCUAUCACAUGUCUGAUUACACUGACAAGAUAUAAAUCUGACCUAUCACACGUCUGAUUACACUGACAAGAUAUAAAUCUGACCUAUCACAUGUCUGAUUACACUGACAAGAUAUAAAUCUGACCUAUCACAUGUCUGAUUACACUGACUUAACGAGAUAUAAAUCUGACCUAUCACAUGUCUGAUUACACCGACUUAACGAGAUAUAAAUCUGACCUAUCACAUGUCUGAUUACACCGACUUAACGAGAUAUAAAUCUGACCUAUCACACGUCUGAUUACACCGACUUAACGAGAUAUAAAUCUGACCUAUCACACGUCUGAUUACACCGACUUAACGAGAUAUAAAUCUGACCUAUCACAUGUCUGAUUACACUGACUUAACGAGAUAUAAAUCUGACCUAUCACAUGUCUGAUUACACUGACUUAACGAGAUAUAAAUCUGACCUAUCACACGUCUGAUUACACUGACUUAACGAGAUAUAAAUCUGACCUAUCACACGUCUGAUUACACGGACUUAACGAGAUAUAAAUCUGACCUAUCACACGUCUGAUUACACGGACUUAACGAGAUAUAAAUCUGACCUAUCACACGUCUGAUUACACGGACUUAACGAGAUAUAAAUCUGACUUAUCACAUGUCUGAUUACACGGACUUAACGAGAUAUAAAUCUGACCUAUCACACGUCUGAUUACACUGACUUAACGAGAUAUAAAUCUGACUUAUCACAUGUCUGAUUACACGGACUUAACGAGAUAUAAAUCACAUCCAGCAUACCUGUAUGGAGGAACAAACCUUCCAUACAAUAUGACCCACCGUUCAUGGACAUCUUAAUUCAACUGAAAAAGUGAAAUAAUUAUAAAACCUGUAAAACAUGACCAAGAAUACCUGAAGACCUGGCAUCUCAAUGUAUCUAUAGUCCCAGCUGUAUAUACCUUGUAUAUGAAAACUGUGGACAGUAAUUUUUUGACCUGCAAAGGAGGAUAUUUAAUUGUGGUUUCACAUUAAUCUUAAAAGUCUAUCUUUACAAUGCCCAUUAUUAAUAGAUUUUAUACAAUAACAUUUAAGUUUUUUUGUACAUGUUUCCCAUCUCUGACUGUAACUGUACAAAUACACCUGUAAAGUUAAUAUAUACAUGUAUUAACUGAAGUUAUAUAUUACAUGUAAUUGAAUCAUAAAUGACAGUUGAUGUGAUAUCAUAAGUUUGUGCAAUAUUGUUUUUAAUGAACAUUUUAUGUGUUGACUACAUUCCACCAUAUAUUUAUUUUCAUGAUAUUGUUUAUAAUAAAAUGUUUUGCAAUAAU